UAUUGGGGCAAGCUGGUGAAUCAGCGCUGGAUGCGAGGAGACACGAUCAGCUGCUGCCAGCCCUCUCUCAGACCCAAGAAUCGUCCAAUCAAGAUGAGUUUGGAGAUUGAUGACAAGCGUGCAUGCACACGGUCCAAGGGAGGAAGAACCCCCACUGAGAUUAUGGUCCAGGAGCUGAGCUGCCCCACUCCAGGAUGCAAUGGUUCUGGUCAUAUCAGUGGCAAAUAUUCACGGCACAGAAGUCCAAUGAGUUGCCCCAUAGCCAGAAAAAGGAGGCUACAGGAGGAGUCAGAGGAGAAUCACUUGCCCUCCAAGAGGAAGUCCCACCCACUGAAGUUGGCAAUGGAUGGGUGCUUUAAUGCAGAGAGUGAGGGGAGCAGUGAGGAGAUGGAGGUGAGGGAAGAGGAUGAGGAAGAAGAGAGUGAAAUGCAUCAGCAGUAUGGCAAUGAAGGAUGCACAGGGGAAGAAGAGCAGGAAGUGAAGCGCAGCAGCACCAAUGAAGGAGAAGCAGGUGAUGGAGAGGAGUGCAUGAUCAUUGAGGCAUCGUGCACAAAGAAGGCUAAAUCAGUUGAAACGAAUGAUCUUUCCAACUAUGAGCACAUAGUAGCCAACUCUCUACUGCACCUCAGCAGCCAAAAUAACUAUACCACAGCUCCACAACAACAACAACAACAACGGCAACAGUGUGUAGCAAUAGAGGCAAAGGGGAAUAGUUCAACUAGAACAGAAGAGAAGGAAAAUAAUGAAGGAAAGCAAGAUGGAAAGAAAGAUGAAAGCCAAACAACAGCUCAAACAUCCACAAUGAAUGGAAUAAAUGAGAAAACAGAGGACGAGAUGGUGAAAGAGGAAGAGAAUGGAAAACAGGAAGAGUCAGACCACCAGUACUUCACAGACGAGACCAGUAAUCAGCUUCCAGAGGAUGACACGAAGCAACAGGUAGAGCAAACCUGCAAGGAGGAGUAUGACAGAGAUGAAGAUAUGAAAGAUGAAAAGUUGGAACUGUAUGACCUCUCUGACCCCUCUGUUAAAGUUGUAACUCAGGGCUCCCAAAAGGAGAACUACAAUACCUGCAAACCCCUAUCACCACAGAGCUGCAUGUCCAGCCAGGCCUCAGCAGCUCCCAUGAUCAUCGAGGUGCGGUCUGAGGAAUCAGAGAAAGAUGAUGAACAUGGGAAUGAUGAAGAGGAGGAGCAGUCAAUGAUGGCCGACCAGUCAGAGAUGUAUGACAUGAUGAGGGGGAACCUGAGGCUUUUAGAGCAGGCUAUUGCUCUCAAAGCCCAGCAGGUCAAAGCUAACCGGGAGUUCGCACUCAUCUCUGAACAUCAUCGAUACUUCCCUCUAGAAGAUCGACCCACCAAACACAUGGAAAUACUGCGCAAGAGUUACUACAGUAAAGAAAGUUCCAGGCCAGAGAAGAGAGAGGUCAAGUGCCCCACCCCAGGGUGUGAUGGCACAGGUCAUGUGACCGGACUGUACCCUCACCACCGCAGUUUGUCUGGCUGUCCUCACAAAGACAGGAUCCCCCCAGAGAUCCUAGCUAUGCAUGAGAAUGUUCUGAAGUGCCCUACGCCUGGCUGCACAGGACAAGGCCACGUCAACAGUAACCGCAACACACACCGCAGUUUGUCUGGAUGUCCAAUUGCCGCUGCUGAGAAGCUGUCCAAGAGCCACGACAAGCAACAGCUGUUGCAGCCAUUGACAGAGCAGCCCAAAGGCAGCCCGACCCCAGAGACAGCUCUGAGACCCAUGUGUUUUGUGAAGCAGAUCGAGAUGCCACAGUGUGGCAGCUAUAGGGCCGCCAACACAGUUCCCAACACACCCCGUGCUAACCUGGCUAAAGAGCUGGAGAAGUACUCUAAGGUCUCUUUUGAUUAUGCAAGCUUUGACGUGCAGGUGUUCGGCAAGCGUGUGCUUGCCCCACAAAUACACCCUAGUGAAAGCUCACCCAAAGCUUUCAAAUCCAAACCUCCAUUCCCCAGGACGUCUCCUCCUAGUCCCAGCAUGCAAAGCACCUAUGGAAAGAGCUCAUGUGGAGCUCAUGAUUACUCCCGUGAUGCUGAGGCUGCACACAUGGCUGCCACAGCCAUUCUAAACCUUUCUACUCGGUGCUGGGAAAGGCCCGAGAACCUCAGCACCAAACACCAGGAUAAGAGCAUGGAGAUCGAAGUGGAUGAGAACGGCACUCUCGACUUAAGUAUGAAGAAGCCCAUAAAGAAAGAGGGAGGCCCAUUGAGCACAAGCCCAGGCAUGCGCUCCCCUGCCCUCUCUUCAUCAUCCUCAUCAUCUGGGCACCAUGGCAACACGACCAUCUCACCCCACAUACAGGCCUACAAGCAGGAGGAGUGGGAGGGGCCUCUGGAUUACACCAAACCUAAUCGGCAAAGGGAGGAGGAGCUAGAGGAGAUGGAUCAUACAUCCCAGUCUUUUGUCUCUUCUGAUGCUGAGGACUGUGAUAUGACACAGGAGUGCUCAGAAGACAGGAAGUAUCCUGGAGAAGUCACAACUCCCAGCUUCAAAGUCAAGUUCCAGCCUAGGGAGUGCAAGAAAGAGCUCCUAAUGUGUCCCACUCCGGGCUGUGAUGGCAGUGGACACAUCACUGGAAACUAUGCAUCACAUCGCAGUCUGUCUGGGUGCCCUCUUGCUGAUAAGAGUCUUCGCUCCCUAAUGGCAGCACAUGCAACUGAACUCAAGUGCCCAACCCCAGGAUGUGAUGGUUCUGGCCACAUCACUGGUAACUACGCCUCACACCGAAGUUUGUCUGGGUGUCCUCGUGCCAAGAAAGGUGGAAUCAAAACAACACCUACCAAGGAAGACAAAGAAGACUCCGAACUCUUAAAGUGCCCAGUACCAGGCUGUGACAGUCUGGGUCAUAUCAGUGGAAAGUAUGCCACCCACCGCAGUGCAUAUGGGUGCCCGCUGGCUGCACGGCGCCAGAAGGAAGGCAUGCUGAAUGGUAUACCUUUCUCCUGGAAGGCCUUCAAGACAGAGGGGCCCACUUGCCCCACACCAGGCUGUGAUGGAUCAGGCCAUGCCAAUGGCAGCUUCCUUACUCAUCGCAGUCUCUCCGGCUGUCCCCGUGCCUCACUGGCUAAAAAGAAAGCCAAGUUUCCUGGGGAGGACUACAUAAAUACCAAGUUUAAGGCCAGCGAUGUGCUAGAUAAUGAUGAAGACAUUAAGCAACUCAAUAAAGAAAUCAGUGACCUCAGUGAGUCCAACAGUGAAAUGGAAGCCGACAUGGUCAACCUCCAAACACAGAUCUCAUCCAUGGAGAGAAACCUGAAAAGUAUUGAGCAGGAGAAUAAGAUCAUCGAGGAGCAAAAUGAAGCACUGUUUAUGGAGCUGUCAGGACUUAGUAAAGCUCUGAUACACAGUCUGGCCAAUAUCCGUCUGCCCCAUAUGCAGGAACCAAUCACAGAACAGAAUUUUGAAAACUAUGUGAGUACACUGACUGACAUGUACACCAAUAAAGACUGCUACCAGAACCCCGAGAACAAGGCCCUGCUGGAGUCCAUCAACCAGGCAGUGAAAGGCAUUAAGGUGUGACCUGAGGCAUCACCCACUAGAGGCAUAGAAGAGAAAUGAUGUGUGUAGAAGCAAAGAAAGUACAUGCAAAUGGUACACACACACACACACACACACACACACACACACACAAAAUGGGCA
This is a messenger RNA of Neoarius graeffei (lesser salmon catfish), 3663 nucleotides long. RefSeq names its product myelin transcription factor 1b (gene myt1b). Lineage: Eukaryota; Metazoa; Chordata; Actinopteri; Siluriformes; Ariidae. Gene Ontology annotation, molecular function: zinc ion binding; DNA-binding transcription factor activity, RNA polymerase II-specific; RNA polymerase II cis-regulatory region sequence-specific DNA binding. The transcript has 22 exons. Gene Ontology annotation, biological process: regulation of transcription by RNA polymerase II. The coding region runs from base 31 to 3543 and encodes 1170 amino acids. Gene Ontology annotation, cellular component: nucleus. The record is from RefSeq and is a predicted model, not a curated record.